AUGGAUCGUCAGGUGAUCCCCAAUGGCUAUUUCGAUGCCGGAAGUUGCAGCAUUGAUGACUUCAAGGUUCUGGUAGACCAGCAGUUGAGCGAAAGCGACGCGCCCCGCGCAGAGCGCGUUGUGUCGAACAUUCCGGUUUACAACGUGUCCGAGAUCAACAGGUUGCUCUCAGGAACUGAGGGCAGGCGUGGCCUACUGGCCGAGUGGGCGCAUAUCCUGAUGCACCGGUCCGGCGUUCUCGUGCUGGAGGGCGCUUUUUCCGAUACAACCCCACUCGACGCGGCAACGAGCGUCUUCCAGGACAUUAUCCGGGACGAGAAAGCAGCCUCGGGUGGUGGUGCGGACCAUUUUGCAGCUGCGGGCGCGAAUGACCGGAUCUGGAAUUCGCUUCAGAAACUGUGUCUCCGCGAUCCGGAGGCUUUUGCCGGCUGUUUUUCCAAUCCGGCGAUCGAUGCCGUUUGCGAGGCCUGGCUCGGUCCGAAUUAUCAAAUGACCUCUCAGGUCAAUCUCGUGCGGCCUGGCGGUGGUGCGCAACAGGCGCAUCGCGACUAUCAUCUGGGUUUCCAGACUGAGGAAGUCUGUGCAGACUAUCCCGCACAUGUGCACGAUCUGUCGCCGGUCAUGACGCUGCAGGGUGCCAUCGCGCACACCGACAUGCCCGUUGAAAGCGGUCCGACCAAACUGCUGCCGUUUUCCCAGCUGUACCGGCCGGGCUACAUGGCCUACAGGCAGGAUGUCUUCAAGGAGUUCUUUGAAAGUGCGUAUGUUCAGCUGCCGUUGAAAAAAGGAGACGCUCUCUUUUUCAAUCCUGCGCUUUUCCACGCGGCCGGGGAAAAUAGGAGCACAGACAUUCAAAGGCUGGCCAACCUUCUUCAGAUAUCGUCGGCCUUCUGUCGCGCCAUGGAAACUUUUGACCGCGAAAGAAUGUGCAAGACGCUCUAUCCGAUACUUCUGGAAAAGACCCGAUCCGGCAGUUGGGACAAGGCGAAAGUUGAUGCGGCAGUUUCCGCGUGUGCAGAAGGAUAUUCCUUCCCGACCAACCUGGACAACGACCCGCCGGUCGGCGGCCUUGCUCCCGAAACGCAAAAGCAACUGUUUCUGAGAGCGCUGGGCGAAGGAUUACCCUUGGAAGCGUUUUCGAAAGCGCUUGCCGAGCAGACCAGCCGGCGCAAGGCGUAG
Molecule: messenger RNA, 1179 nt
Organism: Effrenium voratum
Lineage: Eukaryota; Dinophyceae; Suessiales; Symbiodiniaceae
Source: the annotation of a GenBank genome assembly